CAUAGUGAGGUUAUAAUGAUGAGCCUAAAGUUCUUCACACUUCUACUCAUCUGCAUGAAAGUAAAACGAAUUAAUUCAGAUACGAUUAUCAUUCCCAUCCGAGAAAGCACGGACGUGUGGGAGGUAACAACGUACGGCACACACGUGGUAAACACGUGGCGUAGUAAUUACGACAUGUGCAGGUCACGUGGUGCUCUACUUCCGGAGGUGUACGACAAAUACAUGACCGAGCAGGUUAAGAAGCUUGCUGGAGAUAAGGGACUAUGGCUAGGCUUACUGUACAGCAGUGAUAGAGAAUACUCCUGGGCUAGUGGAACUCAGCUCGCCUUCACUGAUUGGGCUCAUGGUUACCCUCUCACUGGUUCCAGUUCGUUUUAUGCUGUCCUGUCUUCGGAUGGCCGCUGGAGAACAACACGAGGGACUGCUGAUUUGGGUGCUGCUUGUAUGAAGAGAGUGACGAGACAGCCGAUUAAAGAGGAGAAAGAGGAGGAGCCGAGGAGACUGAUAGCUAGUAGAGAUGAGGAGGAGACGGAGGAGGAUGUGCAGUACAAACCCAGGAUUUAUCUGGACGGUAUGAUCCUGCACGUGGGGGAGAAGCCCACUGAUUGGCUGUCAGCGUAUUAUUACUGCAAGAAGAAGACGUUAACCCUUUCUGUUAUACUGACUCCAGAGUUUAACGCGAAGUUGACAAAGGUUGCCAGGCAACUGAAACAGCCGUUAUGGUUAUCCCUGGUAGGGGCUGGAGGAAGGUUUUGGUGGAUGAACGGGGUCCAGUUCCAGUUCAACCAGAUCUCCCCUGACUACGAUCUGACUGGCAGGGACAGCACUUACACCUUGCUAAAAGAGGACGGUAAAUGGCACGACAGUUGCCCUGGUGGACGUGAACCUUGUCUACUAGGUCUACCUCUGUGUGUAGAGAUAGCUCCAGAGGCUACUGCUCACCCUGGUUACAAUAGUGAUGUGGGAAAACAGGAAACUACUACCUACUACACUGCUCCCACUACUAUUGUGUAUGAAACUGUUCAAACUACAUUACCCACCAAGGAUAUGAUGACCUAUGAAGCUUCAGAUGAGUACGGAUCCUCAGCUGAAGAAGGGCUGUGUUUUAUGGCAGUAAAGGCAGCUCAGAUAAGAAAGCAGUACAGUGGUCUGAUGAUCGUGUAUAUUCCUACCUGCAGUCAGGACGGGAGCUUUACUGCUCUGCAAUGUGGACAACAGACGUGCUGGUGUGUAAAAGAAGAAGGGGAGCUGAUCACAGAGAGUAUAGACCCGACCAGGGAACUAACUACGGAACAGUGCCUUCUCUACAGAGGAGCCAUGUUAGAGGACAAUAAUGAGAUUGAAGGGGAAGCAUUGUGCGUGGUAAAAGCACGUGUUUACGACCUGGGAGAGCAGUUUAGAGAGGGCUGCAAUGUCUGCACGUGCCGGGGAAGGAACAAGAUUAAUUGUAGUCCUACCACCGAGUGUCAGCAGGAGGAGAUAUUCUGCGAGUACUGGGAUAAGUUUGACUUCACCUGUUCUUCCUGCACGUGCGAUGGCGUGCAGUCCUCUUCCUUCACGUGUCUUACUUACGACAGGCACUGUGGAAAAGAGAUGUCCCCUGAAGAUAAUAAAAUAUGGUUUGCAUACACUCAGUCCAACGAGCUGUCCACUGAAACCCCACAAAUGGCCGAUUUAGAGAACAGAAUAGUAGAGGAAUAUGAGAUUAUAUCUGGAGUUACCUUACCUCCAACUUUAACAGAAACUAUAACCAUGACAGAAACUAUAACCAUGACAGAAACUCUUCCUAUCACAGAUGCAGUAAAAAAAGUAACAAAGAAAACUGAUGCCACUGAAAAAUUAGCUGUCACUGAGAAAACUGACAUCACCUUAAACGUAACUGAGCAAGUAGAAGCAGUUUCAGAGAAAAUAGAGGUUGUUCCAGAGAAGACAGAUAAAACGGUGAAGACGACAGUUACCCCAGAAAACCUGGAGAAGCAGUAUAAGAUAACUUUAUACAUGGCAGAGAAGAAGUCCACUUGGAUAGACGCGUACUAUGACUGCCAAGGAAUGAGCAUGACACUUCCAACUGAUCUGAACGAGGUGCUGAACACUUACCUGCAAAAUUAUCUGAGACAGCACCAGAUAGAGACCUGGCUCAAUGCUGAACAGUCUAAUGGGUUUGCAUACUGGUUUACUGGUAACCCUAUGGACUACUACAACUGGGCUGCUUACAGUGAUCCCCAGUACAACUAUGGGAGAGCCUACGUGACCCUUAGCUACGAUGGCAUGUGGUACACAAAGAGCGAGUAUGAGACAAGUCAGUACUACUGUAUCAAGAUGGAGGAAGUGUCUCCUAAGGCUCUCAAGUUAGGUUAUAGAGAUACCUGCUUAGUUAGCGAUGUGGAGUAUUACAAAGGAGAGACCUUCGGUUCAACAUGCAACAGAUGCACGUGCUACUUAUACAGUACAGUAUAUGUGGACUGUGUGAGGACCCCUGAUUGUAAACACAUGACCACACCAGCUCCUCUCCCUCCAACCACACCCCCUCCAGUCAGACUCAGGGUUAAAUCUAAGUGUCACGGAGGAGUAAGGUUCCUGGAUUGUUCAACUCCUUGUGAGAGGGAAUGUGGGUCUCGUGACUCAGACUGCAGACGUCACUGUUCCCAGGAGUGUUCCUGUCCCCCAGAAAGACCAGUGUUUUAUGGAGGAUGUUGUGUAGCUGAAGCGGUCUGUAUUGAGGACGGCUGGGACUCCUGGUUUUAGACAAAUUAUACCCUUAUACAGAGUUUAAUUACUUACCAUUCGGAGAAUCGAUCUCUCAAAUCAGAACAGUGCCGAUACCAAACUCUCACUACCUAAGACUCGAAGACAAUUUUACUACGACACAUAAUUUGCUGGUGGAUUCAACAUUUUUAGAAGCCGAAUUCUUCUUGCUCCUUAGCUAUGUAACAUGUCAAUCAGACUCAGAGACGAAAGUAAAUUUUGCUUGCUGGACAUUAUUACUUUCAAAAUGUGUUCUUGGGUUUAAUUCAUGGGUUUGUCUCAAUGUUUAUUUCAUUUUUACGUAUUAUAGAUACAUCUUUAUUUGAAUUCGAAUUACUAUUAAAAUAAAAAAAUAAAAAAACAAAAGUUUUGGUAUUAUUCCAACUCGUCAGAAAAUAAAGUAAAUAUUUCUAUAUUAUCAUUAUUAUAUUAUAUUAUACAUGUACACACAUUGAAAUACAGAUUCAUUUUGAAUCUAGCC
Bolinopsis microptera is the source of this 3226-nucleotide messenger RNA. RefSeq lists its product as uncharacterized. Bases 16 to 2745 code for a protein of 909 amino acids. The transcript has 22 exons. Lineage: Eukaryota; Metazoa; Ctenophora; Tentaculata; Lobata; Bolinopsidae. The record is from RefSeq and is a predicted model, not a curated record.